Molecule: messenger RNA, 1387 nt
Organism: Argiope bruennichi
Lineage: Eukaryota; Metazoa; Arthropoda; Arachnida; Araneae; Araneidae
Product: rhythmically expressed gene 2 protein-like
Exons: 2
Coding region: 400-1137 (245 amino acids)
Source: RefSeq, a predicted model, not a curated record
UUUUUCGUAGAGGGUGACGUUUUAGGAUUAUCUUUUAAUUUGCAAUGCUGAAUUACAGUUAUAAAUCGUUAAAUUAUUUUUCGUACAUGAACUGAUUAAUAGCUGAACUGUAUUUAGAAAUGGUGAAACCUUGUUAAAUGAUUGCUUGAUUAAGUAAAGCACUUUCUGAAUAAUAAUCCUCAUUGAAGUAAUUCUUUUAAUCAUGAAAUUAUAGUUAUGUAGAAAUAUUCUAUAUGCUAAUCUUAAAUAUUUGCACCAAUAUUUGAUAGUUAAAUCAAAUAGUUAUGAAAUAUUUAGAUUCAUUCUUCAAUUCUUUUUUUGAACAUGGUCGUUAGAAAUUAAACUAUUGCAGAACUGAAUGUAUGAAUUUCAAAUUAAUGGAUUCUAUGAUAUAUAAAGAUGUCGAUAAUUAAUCCUCGCUUUAAACUUUGCACAUUUGAUGUCACAAACACUCUUCUGAGGUUUCAAGCCUCUGUUGGAGAGCAGUAUGCAAAGAUUGGAAAAAUGUAUGAUGUGGAUAGAGAUCCUGAGCAAAUAUCAAAAUCUUUUCGUCAUCUUUGGAAGGUAAUGAAUUUAAACCAUCCAAAUUAUGGUAAAAAUACUGGGUUGUCUUCUAAAGAAUGGUGGAAAGAACUUGUUCGAAAAACAUUUUUUAAUGGUACAACUGAACUUUCAUCAGUUCAAUUAGAUUCCAUUUCUAGUCAUUUGUAUGAUUUGUAUAAAAGUGAUGAAUGUUGGAAAGUAGAAUCUGGUGCAGAAAAUCUUUUGAAAAAUUUGAAGGAAAAGCAGAUAAUUCUGGGAGUUAUUUCAAAUUUUGAUGAGCGGUUAGAUUGUGUUUUGAAAUCCAAUGGUUUAAAGUCAUAUUUUGAUUUUGUUUUGGCAUCAUAUGUUGUUCAAGCAGCAAAACCUAGCAAAAAGAUAUUUGACCUUGCAUUAUUUCAAAGUAACUGCACUGCAACACAAGCUUUGCAUAUUGGAGAUAAUGUGAAAUUAGACUAUUUAGCAGCUAAAGAUGCAGGAUGGAAUUCAUUAUUAUUUACCAAGACAAGCAUAAAUGAUGAUGAGUUAAAAUUUGUUUCUUCAGAUGAGAUUGUAAAUGACAUGAGACAAAUCGAGAAAUUUAUUUUAUGUUCAUGAUAUUAGUUUUUCUGCCUUUAUGAAGGUUCCAUUGAAGGCAAUUACAAAAGAAAGGCUUUUAAAAAAAGCUAUUUAUAUAGUAUAUAUAUCUUUUAGAGAUUAAGAUAAUAGUCAUAUCUUUUAUUUUUAUAUAUCAUAGAUAUAUAUUGAACUGAAGGGAAAAAAUAUACUGUAUCAAUAUUAUUAUGUGUAUACUUUUUCAUGAUUAUAUUUUAAGGCGUUUAAUUGAUUUCAGGAUAACAAUUUCUAU